Molecule: messenger RNA, 396 nt
Organism: Capronia coronata CBS 617.96
Lineage: Eukaryota; Fungi; Ascomycota; Eurotiomycetes; Chaetothyriales; Herpotrichiellaceae
Exons: 2
Coding region: 1-396 (131 amino acids)
Biological process (GO): cellular response to amino acid stimulus; positive regulation of TOR signaling; endosomal transport
Cellular component (GO): Ragulator complex; membrane raft; late endosome membrane
Source: RefSeq, a predicted model, not a curated record
AUGAGCCCAGAAGAGGUGCAGCGCGAGCAGGAAGCUCUGGACAACAUCACCAGAUGGGCUAGCGAUCAAAUCGUCGAGAUCUUCCCUCACCAGCAUGGAAACCUCGCCAUGUCCUCCAUUUCCCAGUUCAACGGAAGUUUGAACGCUGAACCUAGUAACGGAAAUGACAAUCACGACAAUAACGGCGCCAUCCAUGCCUCUACUCAUCAGGACAUCUUGUUAUCUCUGAUCCCCGGCGACAAAUCCAAGCGAUCGAUUCGAAUCUAUCCUGCCUCGCGGCCCUCUUCGAAAGAUGCACAGUCGUUGCGCAGUAAGACUUCCUUCGCAGGUCUCAAUGGCAGCACACGGAGCAAAGAAGCCCCGGUGCUUGUCACUCUUGAUGUGAAGUUGCCGUAA